AUGACAUCCUCCGUCUCUCUCGAGCUGCCGCCGCGCAACAUUGGCUUCGGCCGGCUCUUCCUCGACUCGCAGUUCAUGCACUACGCCAAGUGGCCGCCCAAGUCGACCAACCUGAACGGCCAGACGGCCAUUGUCACGGGCGCGUCGACGGGCCUCGGCCUCGAAGCGUCGCGCCAGCUGCUCGCCUUGGGGCUGUCGCGGCUCGUGGUGGCCGUCCGCUCCGUCGACCGAGGCGAGGCCGCCGCCGCGGCGCUGCGCACGUCGUUCCCGCGGGCGCGCAUCGACGUGUGGCAUCUCGAGAUGGAGUCGUACAAGUCGGUGCAGGCGUUUGCCGCGCGCGUGGCGGCCGAGCUGCCGCGGGUCGACGUGGUCCUCCUCAACGCCGGCAUUGUCAGCGAGACGUUCCAGCGGUCGCCCGAGACGGGCCACGAGCGCGUCGUCCAGGUCAACUACCUGUCGACGUUUUUGCUGGCCAUCCUGCUGCUGCCGACGCUCACGGCCCAUGCGCGCUCCCGCACGAGUGGCACCGGGGGCCCCGCGCGCCUGACGAUUGUCAACUCGGGCGUGGCCCUGGGCUCCCAGCACCCCUGGGACGCGACCCGCCCGCUGCUGGCGUCCUUUGACGACACGGCCCGCCAGGCCUGGGACGGCGUCGAGCGCUACUGGUCGUCCAAGCUACUGGGCCAGCUGCUGUUCAUCAAGCUGUUUCCGCUGGUCCGCGCCGACGACGUCGUCUUCAACCUCGUCGAUCCGGGCCUCGUCCGCGGCACGCUGCUGAACCGCGACACCGCGGCACGCGGCAAGGGCCUGGCGCUGGCCCUCUGGCUGGUCAAGGCCGUGACGGGCCGCAGCCUCAAGGCCGGCGGAUCGACGUACGUGGACGCGGCCGUGGUCAGGGGCAAGGAGACGCACGGCUGCUUCAUCAUGGACUGGCAAGUGCGGCCGUUUGCCGACUUUGCAUACACGGCCAAGGGCAAGGAGAACAUAGAGGUGCUGUGGCAGGAGACGCUGGCCGAGUUCAAGUUUGCCGGCGUCGAAGAGAUAUUGGCGUCGCUGAAGAAACCGCAACGCGCGCUCGUCGUCGUCGAUGCCGUGCUCCACAUCGCGGCGGUGCUUCGUCGGCUGCUCCCUGCGCACCACGCUCUGCAUCUCCUCUCCGCCGCCAGCACCGGCACCGUCGGCCGUCCGCACGUCCGUCCCGCCGCCCGUGCCGGCCGACACGAUGUAGUGGCGCAGCGUCAGCUGGUGCGCGUCGCGCAGCAGCACGCGCAGCACGGGGAUCGAGGCGGCCAUGAUGGUGACGGCCGACUCGGCGGCGCCCCAGACGACGAGCGGCAGCAUGACGAAGGUAAAGUCGGCCGACGACAGAGUGGGGAUCUGCGAGGUCUUGACGAUGGCGGUGGCGCCGGCGACGACGCCGAGGCUCAUGGCGACGGCGACGCCGAGCUUCUCGGGGCGGCGCAUCUGCAGCUGCCACACAAUCUUCCACGGCAGCAGCGCCAGCACAAAGUCCAUGACGGCCGAGUAGCCGGCGGCAAAGAUGCCGUAGAUGGGGUAGACCUGCGGUGCCCAGCAGGUGCCGGGCACGGCCGGGUUCCACGUCUUGGCGACGGGCGCGCAGCGCACCCACAGAAACAGCGCGUUGAGGCCCAUGGCCACGUUCAUGCUGCCGAUCGCCAGCCACAGCAGCGCGCGCAGCCGCGGAUGCCCCGACAGCAGCCGCAGCAGCGUCAGCGCAAACGACGUCUUGCUCCAGACGGCGGCCAGGAUCGAGAAGGUGCCCGUCAGGUUGCCGAGCAGGCCCAGCCGGCCAAAGUGCGCCGGGUCGACGUCCCAGACGUGCUGGCCCUCGCCCAGGGCAAUGGACCACGUCGACAGCGCGACCGACGCCGCCAGCGCCGCCCACGCGAGCACCAUGACGUGGUCGUCCCACCAGAGCCGCCGCCGCGUGCAGAGCUUGCAGAGCAGCCGGGCGACCAGGAACGCGAGCGACAGCGCCGCCAGGCACCAGAUGGAGAGCAGCGUCGACCGCCGCUUGUCGUCGUGCGGCAGGUUGGCGUACGCGGCCGGGGGAGGGAUGCCGCCGUCUGUUGCGUUGGACGACAUGCUGAGUGGCGAUGUGAAGAGGGGUGA
Sporothrix schenckii 1099-18 is the source of this 2133-nucleotide messenger RNA. RefSeq lists its product as uncharacterized. The record is from RefSeq and is a predicted model, not a curated record. Lineage: Eukaryota; Fungi; Ascomycota; Sordariomycetes; Ophiostomatales; Ophiostomataceae. The coding region runs from base 1 to 2133 and encodes 710 amino acids. The transcript is spliced from 2 exons.